Culex pipiens pallens (northern house mosquito) is the source of this 1586-nucleotide messenger RNA. Its product is annotated as mantle protein-like. The record is from RefSeq and is a predicted model, not a curated record. NCBI's taxonomy places the organism in Eukaryota, Metazoa, Arthropoda, Insecta, Diptera, Culicidae. The coding region runs from base 499 to 1545 and encodes 348 amino acids. The transcript is spliced from 2 exons.
GAUUUCUACGUGAUUCAAAUGUUUGAUUUUGAUUUAAUAAUAUUUAUGCUAGUUUCGGAACUGGCGAUCAAAUGGCAGAAAUAGUAAUAAACAGCAAGAAUUGUACUGAUGACACUGUUUGUUAUUAUUUGUAAUAAUCAAAGGAAAAUAUCUUUUUUUGUUGUGAAAAAUAACCUAAAGUAAUACUAGUUAACAUCAUUCCAAAUAAAAUCUUCCAAAGUGCAACACGAGCCAAUCAACCUUCGAUUACGCCUUCCUUGUUCGUCAACCUUACCGCAUUCCAACGGUUUUGGUCAAAUUUUCACCAAAAUCGACCUUGCCCCAUUAAGAAAUCGGCUGAUCGCUAGGCCGUAGCGUCCUCUAUCGAAGCACAACCGGUAAAAAUUAAACCACUGGAACCAUAUAAAACCACCCGAAAACCAACCGUCAGACAUCACUCGAGUGCGAUCAUCUCACCAACUCGCAGUUCAGGUCCGGAAAUCAGUGAAGCUUGCGAACAUGAAGGCGUUUGUGGUGCUGUCGAUGGCUCUGACCAUCGCGUCCUGUGCGGCAGUCGACAAGGACUCCUCCUCCAAGAAGGACAAGCGUGGCCUGUGGGAGCUGGGAGACGGUUGGAAUCAGCACGGUUUUGACAGCUACGACCAUCACAGCUAUGACCGUCACCACACCAAGGUGCACCACCACACCAAGGAGAUCGUCACCAAGCAUGUGGACCGUCCCGUGCCGUACCCGGUGGAGGUCGUGAAGAAGGUUCAUGUCCCAUACCCAGUUGACCGUCCUGUUCCUUAUCCAGUGGAAGUCGUCAAGAAGGUCCCAGUCCAUAUCGACCGUCCUGUCCCAUACCCAGUGGAAGUUAUCAAGAAGGUGCAUGUUGACCGACCUGUCCCAUACCCAGUUGACCGUCCCGUCCCGUAUCCAGUGGAAGUGCUCAAGAAGGUUCCAGUUGUUGUUGAAAAGAAGGUGCACGUUGACCGUCCCGUUCCAUACCCAGUGGAGGUUGUCAAGAAGGUGCCCGUCCAUGUGGAUCGCCCUGUCCCAUACCCAGUGGAGGUCAUCAAGAAGGUCCAUGUUGAUCGUCCCGUCCCAUACCCAGUUGAUCGUCCAGUCCAUGUUGACCGUCCCGUCCCAUACCCAGUUGAGGUGGUCAAGAAGGUCCCAGUCCACGUUGACCGUCCCGUCCCAUACCCAGUUGAUCGUCCAGUCCAUGUUGACCGUCCCGUCCCAUACCCAGUGGAGGUCGUCAAGAAGGUCCCAGUCCACGUUGACCGUCCCGUCCCGUACCCGGUUGAUCGUCCCGUCCACGUUGACCGUCCCGUCCCAUUCCCAGUGGAAGUUAUCAAGAAGGUUCAUGUUGACCGUCCCGUCCCAUACCCAGUGGAGGUCGAGAAGCACGUGGCCGUCCCAGUCAAGGUCCCGGUCGUCCACAAGGAGUACGUCGAAGUGCCAAAGCCUUACGCAGUUCAUGUCGAGAAGCCCGUCCCAGUGCUCGUCGAAAAGGACCACCAGCACCAUUACCAUCAGGAGAAGCACUGGGAUCAGUACUGAGAGUUCGUGAGUGAUCAAAUGUAAAUAAAUGUUGAGUUUUG